AUGACGAGUAGUAACCCUGUGAGCGCGUUUAUUGCAAGCCUUAUGGCACCUAAGAGCAAGGGCGAGGAGGAUGCUAUGACUCAUAUCUCCUCAGUGGCAAAUGACGCCAAGUGGCGACUAGAGGAUAAUAUGCCAACUCAUAAGAGAGCAGGAUUCCAUCGCAAUGAUCAAUACACGAGUCCGGAAGGUUUUCCAGAGUUUCCUCGACAAUAUAUUGUGACUACACACUCGAAGGGACAAAACUAUGCUACGUACGCUGCCAAUUCGUACGCGUCGGCUAUUGCGAUUCAGGAAGAAAUGAAAACACGUCCGUUCUAG
This is a messenger RNA of Peronospora belbahrii, 318 nucleotides long. Lineage: Eukaryota; Oomycota; Peronosporomycetes; Peronosporales; Peronosporaceae. The record is from the annotation of a GenBank genome assembly.